Messenger RNA from Dothidotthia symphoricarpi CBS 119687, 1794 nucleotides. RefSeq lists its product as uncharacterized. Bases 251 to 1531 code for a protein of 426 amino acids. Gene Ontology annotation, biological process: protein localization to nuclear inner membrane; NLS-bearing protein import into nucleus; nuclear pore organization. NCBI's taxonomy places the organism in Eukaryota, Fungi, Ascomycota, Dothideomycetes, Pleosporales, Dothidotthiaceae. The record is from RefSeq and is a predicted model, not a curated record. Gene Ontology annotation, molecular function: structural constituent of nuclear pore. The transcript has 3 exons. Gene Ontology annotation, cellular component: nuclear pore central transport channel; nuclear pore.
CGUCUCUGCGCGUCGCCAAAACACUCUGCGCAAACCACAAAAGCCUCUCCUUCAUCGACAUCGACAUCGACAUGCAAGGCAUCUGCGCUGGGUAUUAGCAGUGCCAUCGCGUCCACUCCCUCGACAUUUCUCCUUCACGUGUUGGAGCGCGUCCAACAGCAAAACAGCUGUGAAGCUCUCCGUUCGCAGCCACCGCUGUCGACACCUGAUACAAGAGGUGGUUGGUCAUUACUAGCGGUCACACGUCGACAUGUCGUUCAGCUUUGGGAAUUUGGGAGGCGGAGAGAAGAAGACGGGCACGCUAUUUGGAAGCACAACGGCGCCAGCUGGGGGGCUGUUUGGGCAGUCGCAGCAACAACAACAACCACAGCAGACGGGCUCACAACCCUCUCUUUUUGGCUCGUCGGUCGCCCCACAGCAACAGAACAGCGGGUUUGGCGGUGCGCAACAGCAGAACACAGGCUCGAGCUUGUUCGGCCAGCCCCAGCAGCAGCAACAGCAGCAGCCCAAUGCUGGCGGGAGUCUGUUUGGGCAACCUCAACAACAACAGCAACAGCAGCAACAGCAGCAGCAGCAGCAGCAGCAGCAACAGCAACAACAGCCGAACUUUAGCAACAGCCUGUUCGGAUCGUCGCUGCAGCCAGCGCCCAUAUUGAACCCCGUCCAGGCGCAGAGCAUCCAGCAACAGCGCGAAGGGCUCCCGCAACUGCGACAAUCCUCGGCUGCACCUUAUGCAGGUUCAUCGGCAAGCGGCCACCGAGAGAAGUCGGUCGUCGAGCAGAUACGGGUCCUAAACAACAAAUGGGAUCCCCAGAACCCAGAGUGCGUCUUCCAGCACUACUUCUACAACGCCGUCAAACCCGAAGAAGCCCCCUUCUACGGGCCCUCCCCCGGCGAAGACGAGCGGAAAUGGGAAGAAGCCCUAUCCAAAAAGCCCAGCGCAGGCGCCAUACCCGUCCUCGCCCGCGGCUUCGAACAAGUCGCCGAACGCAUCCGCCAACAGCAGCUCGCCGUCACCGCGCUCCGCACCCGCCUCCACGAAAUCAACAACUGCCUCUCCGUGCUCAAAGACACGCACGAGCUAAACGUCGCCUCGCGCAUCACAGAAGCCAAGCGCAAACACGUCGUCUUCACCCAGCGCACCCUCGCCCUCGCUACAAAAGUCCAGAUCCUGCGCAACCGCGGCUACGUCAUGGACCAGCAGGAGGAAGAGUUGAAGAAGAAACUCUUCGACCUUGAGAAGAAAACUUUCGACCCUGUUCUUGGCGGCCGCCAGGAGGAGAUCUGGGCUCGCAUGUCGGGUGUGCGUGAGCGUGCGCGUAUCCUGCAGGACGAGACGGAGAAACUGGGCAAGACGCUGGAGAAACAGCAGAAUGGGGAACUGCUCUCGGAAGAUGAUCAGAAGGCGCUGGAUAAGCUUCUGAGAGACUAUGAUAGGCAGCUCAGUCAUUUGUCUAAGUGGAUCGAUGAUACGAAGCAGGAGUAUGAUGAGUGGGAGACGGCUAAGGAGCAGAGGCCUGCUAAGCGGUGAGAGUGCGAUAUGUAAAUGAAACGAUUCUGGAUGUUUGGGGCAGGUUGGAACGUUGGCGUCGAGGGAUACCAGAGCGAGCGAGCGCGUACAAGAGGGGGUGGAGAGUAAUUUAUGCAUGGCUUGGAUCUUUGACGUUUUGCGUUAUCUAUGUGUUGGACAUGACGGUACUUGGUGAUGAUACUGAUAUUUCGUAUCGAUACAGACAGACAGACUGCGCUCAGGUUUUGAGUGCCCUCCACAAUCCGCCCUCGAACAAGGGGUAU